This is a messenger RNA of Protopolystoma xenopodis, 300 nucleotides long. The record is from the annotation of a GenBank genome assembly. NCBI's taxonomy places the organism in Eukaryota, Metazoa, Platyhelminthes, Monogenea, Polystomatidea, Polystomatidae.
AUGCAUACAUUUGUGCAUUAUUUGUGCCUUAAGCUUCUUCCUGACCUGCCAGACUCAACCUGCCUGCUGCGAUUAGUUACUCGUAGCUGCGUCACUGUGCUCCACGAUCGGCCAGGGCUACUUGAUGCGCUGCCGAGGAAGGGCUACCUACACCGCUUGGUCGAUUUGCUGGCCGACAUCUCGGAUCCUGAAGGUGCUAAGGCGGCUGUCCAACUGCUGCACCAAAUGUCAAAAAGCAAGGUUGUUUUUCAGGUCUUGUUUUCUUUCGGCCGAUUUGCUUUUAAACCAAGUAUUUUAUAG